Molecule: messenger RNA, 405 nt
Organism: Kwoniella shivajii
Lineage: Eukaryota; Fungi; Basidiomycota; Tremellomycetes; Tremellales; Cryptococcaceae
Exons: 5
Coding region: 1-405 (134 amino acids)
Biological process (GO): vesicle-mediated transport; vesicle fusion
Cellular component (GO): SNARE complex; plasma membrane
Molecular function (GO): syntaxin binding; SNAP receptor activity
Source: RefSeq, a predicted model, not a curated record
AUGAAAGGAUGUUCUAAACCGGUGGAACCAUACGACCCUUCGCCUGCCAAUGGGAGGUUUUACACUCAGCCAGGCAAAGGUGCCAUUUUAUCGACUGGAGAGGCUGAACAUACUCCCAAUCGACAGAAGAAGACCAUCGAGGAAAUCAACAAAGAGAUUGACGAGACAAAGGAUAUUUUGCAUCACAAUAUCGAAAGUGUCUUAGAAAGAGGUCAAAGAUUAGAUCAACUAGAUGAGCAAACUCAUCAGCUAAGUAUCUCAUCAAACACUUUUGAUCAAACCGCCAGGAAGACCAAUAGGAAAAUGUGGUGGAAAAACCAAAAAUGGACAAUCGCCAUUUGCGUAUUAGUACUCGUGAUUUUGGCUGGAGUCAUCGGAGGAGCAAUCAAAGGUUCAGAGAAGUAA